Triticum turgidum subsp. durum (durum wheat) is the source of this 1806-nucleotide messenger RNA. NCBI's taxonomy places the organism in Eukaryota, Viridiplantae, Streptophyta, Magnoliopsida, Poales, Poaceae. The record is from the annotation of a GenBank genome assembly.
AUGAUGAUGCUGAUGUGUGCUCUGCUCACAGUGCUCGCUCGACUUGCCUGUGUGUUCUCCACGGCCAUUCUUUUGCAGAGCCUGGCAUGGCCCUGCAGCAAUGGAGAGAGAGGCUUCUCCUUCUCCUACCCCCAGUCUCCAAAGGUCCCCUCCAUUGUCAGCGAGAGGUACAGGACUGCCUACCACUUCCAACCUCCAAGGAACUGGAUGAACGAUCCAUGUGGACCAAUGUAUUACAAUGGCGUCUACCAUGAAUUCUACCAGUAUAACCCCGAUGGCGCCUUUGACCCCAAUGACUCCCUCAUGAACAUGGUUUGGGGCCAUUCGGUUUCAACAGACCUCAUCAACUGGAUCGGUCUUGAACCGGCAAUAGAACCGGAUACCCCGAGUGACAUAUGCGGAUGUUGGACCGGCUCAGCCACAAUUCUAUUUGGUGAACAACCGGUCAUCAUAUACACUGGUCUCAUCGAUAGGAAGGCGAAUCAGGUCCAAAACAUUGCGCUUCCCAAAAACCGUUCUGAUCCGUACCUGAGGGAAUGGGCCAAAGUAGGCAAUAACCCAGUGAUCCAACAUGUCAUACCAGGCUUGAACUCGAGCCAUUUCAGGGAUCCGACAACCGGUUGGAUUGGACCGGAUGGACUAUGGAGAAUAGCAGUUGGUGCUGAGGUGAACGGCAUCGGUACUGCACUUUUGUACAAGAGUAAAGACUUUAUGAAUUGGACUAGAAUUGCACGCCCGUUGUAUUCAAACAAUGCCCUCAAUAUGUGGGAGUGCCUGGAUUUCUUCGCGGUGUUGCCGGGAAGUAACAAUGGACUGGACAUGUCUUCGCAAAUUCCAAGUGGCGCCAAGCAUGUCCUCAAAGUGAGCAUCAAUUCCUGUGACAUGUACAUAGUUGGGGUGUAUGAUCUCAAACGUGAUGAGUUUGUGCCAGACACCGUCCAAGAUGACAAUCGGCUGUGGACGAGGAUCGAUUAUGGUACUUUCUAUGCUUCAAAAUCAUUCUUUGACUCCAAACAUGGCAGGAGAGUCAUAUGGGCUUGGAGUAACGAGACAGAUAGUUAUUCAGAUGAUAUUGCAAAAGGCUGGGCAGGAAUCCAUUCAAUCCCCAGGACAAUUUGGUUAGACGGCGAUGGCAAGCAGUUGAUCCAAUGGCCAGUUGAAGAGAUUGAGUCCCUUCGAAUAAAUGAAAUCAACCAUCAAGGACUAGAGCUGAAAAAGGGAGAUCUAUUUGAGAUUAAGGGAAUCGACACUUUGCAGGCUGACGUUGAGAUAGAUUUUGAGCCGACGUCCAUCGAUGACGCCGAACCUUUUGAUCCUUCCUGGCUUUUCGACCCCCGGAAGCAUUGCCGGGAGGCGGAUGCAUCGGCUCAUGGUGGCAUAGGGCCAUUUGGACUUGUUAUUCUGGCGUCCGACAACAUGGAGGAGCACACUGCAGUGCACUUCAGGGUUUACAAAUCACAGGAAAAGUACAUGAUCCUCAUGUGCUCUGAUCUAAGAAGGUCUUCCCUGAGACCAGGACUGUAUACACCAGCCUAUGGAGGCUUCUUUGAAUUUGACCUUGAAAAUGAAAGAAAGAUAUCCCUCAGGACUCUGAUCGAUCGGUCCGCGGUGGAGAGCUUCGGCAGCGGUGGCAGGAUCUGCAUCACGGCCAGAGUUUACCCGGUGGCACUUGUCGACGACGGCACCACCCACAUGUAUGCAUUCAACAAUGGAAGUACCACGGUCAGAGUGCCACAGCUAAGGGCAUGGAGCAUGAAGAGAGCACAGGUGAAUGUGAUGAAGGGUGGAAAUGUGAUCGAUGCUUAG